Ustilaginoidea virens is the source of this 564-nucleotide messenger RNA. RefSeq lists its product as uncharacterized. NCBI's taxonomy places the organism in Eukaryota, Fungi, Ascomycota, Sordariomycetes, Hypocreales, Clavicipitaceae. The transcript has 2 exons. The record is from RefSeq and is a predicted model, not a curated record. The coding region runs from base 1 to 564 and encodes 187 amino acids.
AUGGCCGCAUACUAUCACUACAACGCGCAAGCGGCUCAUGUCACUUCUGUCACGCACAACCAUGGCGGUCAUCGAAGUCGCCGAGGAGCUCCGCGAUUGUCAGUAUCACAAACCACCCAGAGACAGUUUCGAGGCGCUCGCAGCAUGAAAGACCUCAUCGAUUCCACCGCCAUCUCCGCAUUUCGCACAAAGUUUGAAGCCGGUCGCUCAUUUGAUCUCGAAGACGAUAUGGAGUUUUGCCCUUGUCUGCUAACCGAGUCCGAUCUGGUUUCCAUUUCAAGCGCCUCUGAACGCUCGUCUCUCGCCAGUAACUCUCCCGAAUCCUCGCCAACUCAACGACCCCAAACCGUGGCGCCUGGAUUCUCCCUUAAUUCGACUUCUGCUGCCUUCAUCCCCCCCAGCUUCCAGAACCAGCAGUCCGGCUUGAAGCUACAUCAACCUGCCGCCACUCGGGGACGCAACGCCAUUCCCAUCAUCAAUCCCGUCACUGGAAUCAGCAUGUCGAGCCCGCCUCCGUCAGUGUCGCCCGCCGCCAUUCAGCAAGUCCUUGGCCGUCGAUGGUAG